GCUGAGCUGUCCUUCACUUUCCUCCUCCUCCUCCUCUCUUCGUCUCCGGCGCAUAAUAUUCUCUUCCUUUUCCCUUCCGGGUCUUCACAGACUCUCACUUAGUCCACUCCACCCUCACCCCUCCGCCUCCUCCCCCAGUAUUCCGAUUAGGGUUUCCUGCUUCUCUCUCUCUCCCCUUUUCUUUCGCAUGCUCUAAUGCUUCGUGACCACAAUAUCCUAAACCCUCAAUGUAUGCUCACUCCCAACCCAUGAAUCUCCCCUCCCAGAUCCCUUCCUCCUCCGCCGCUGAACCUGACGACGACGACUCUUCUGCAUCUCCCGUCCCCGAUUCCCAUCACCACAUUCCAUAUGACCCUCAAACUGACGCCGUUCUCGUCGAGGGCGUCGGCUCCGAUUCUAUAUAUGUAACGGAUGCUGGCGGCCCCGACUUGACGGUUCAGCGGGCUGAUGGGUCCAGCCAGCUGACGCUCUCCUAUCGAGGGCAGUUUUAUGUCUUUGAUGCUAUUUCGCCCGAUAAGCUUCAAUCGGUUCUAUUACUGUUGGGGGGAUGCGAAUUGGCUUCAAAUUCCCAUGAAGUGACACCUCUAAACCAGAGGGGUGUUGUGGAUUUUCCAGGUAGAUGUAAUCAACCACAGAGAGCAGCCUCAUUAAGUAGAUUUCGACAGAAGAGAAAAGAACGGUGCUUUGAUAAGAAAGUCAGAUAUAGUGUCCGCCAGGAAGUGGCACUUAGGAUGCAGCGCAACAAGGGUCAAUUUACUUCUUCCAAAAAGCCUGAGGGAUCAUAUAAUUGGGGUAGUGGUCAGGAUUUGGGACAAGAUGAUGGCAUGACAGAAACAUCGUGCACACAUUGUGGUGUUAGUUCAAAGUCUACUCCAAUGAUGAGACGUGGUCCAUCUGGUCCAAGGUCUCUAUGCAAUGCCUGUGGGCUUUUCUGGGCAAAUAAGGGUACUUUGAGGGAUCUUUCCAAGAAAAACCAUGAUCAUUCCAUUACUCCCAUUGAACAGGGUGACAGUGAAGCAAAUGACUCCGACUGUGGGACUUCCAUCCAUACAAAUGACAAUCUAGUUCCUUUCUCCAACGGUGAUAACUCAGCUCUAAUGGCAGAGCAUUAAAACACCUCUUCUCUUCUAUAGAAUAGACGUCAGACAUGUCAGCUAGGUAAUUCUAGGAACUUCUUUCAAACUUGUCCCAUAUGUACAGAUAUUAUUAUAAUGCCUUGAUCAAUACAUGAGGCUUCCUUUUAUUCUUCAGUACUUUGCAUAAGAUUACCUAUUGAGAAGAACAUGAACAUGCUUUGGAUUGGAUGUAUCCCAUAAAGCUUCGAUUAUUUUACCCUAGUAAUUUAU
Molecule: messenger RNA, 1346 nt
Organism: Rubroshorea leprosula
Lineage: Eukaryota; Viridiplantae; Streptophyta; Magnoliopsida; Malvales; Dipterocarpaceae
Source: the annotation of a GenBank genome assembly